AUGGAUAGACAAGAAUCAAUAAUAUAAUAAUGUGCACUAAACACAAAUUAAAUAUGCAUGAAUUCUUCAAAAACUUAAUGUGUUUUACUAAACUAAGACCCAAAAGAUUUAUAUAUAGGAAGCUAUUUAGACAGCAAUUAGAAUUUAAUUUGUCUAAGUUAGUCUGACAUCAAAAAUAUGUCCAUAAAUCCUGCAUCAAUAAAGUUCCUAAAGCAAGGGUACUGCUUUAAAAAUGAUAAUUUUUUAUACUAAGAUGAACAAGUAGCAAGUAGUUUUUAGUGUGAUUGUCCAAAUAAUUAAUGUUAUUAAGGAAAUUAAUGCACUUAGAUGAAUAAUAAUUAAAACGCAGCUAAAAAUGAUAAAGGAGUUUGCAUCCCUAUUCAAACAAUAGAUAAUAUUCAAACAUGUUAUGAUGAUGGAAUGAGUAUCUGUUUGCUUUAGAUUUCACAAAAUUAAUCUUAAUGCAUAGCAUAUUCAUCUAAUACACAAAUAAUUGGAGUAUAUUCAUAUAAAAACAUAAAUUAUUGUGUGUAAGUAACAUAAGUCUAAUAAUUAUUAAUUAUAGAUAGUAUCAUAUUCUUGUAAUCUGAUUAUUGCUUCUAUAAGAAUAAUUAAAUAGUGUCAAAUAGUGAUUCAGCAAAGCAAAUAAUAGGAAUAACAAACAAAUUUGCCUGCGUAUUGCAAAAUACCUCUAUUGAUUCAUAAGAUAGCAUUAAAUCUUGCAUACAAGGAUAUUGCAUUUCUCAACAAAAUUGCAUUUAGAUGAAUGGAUAUAGUGUAAUAUCUAAAAAAUAAGAUUAAUCAUGUGGUGGAGAUAGUGAAAUUAAUUAUUUGGAAUGUUAUUUAUCUUCUUAAGAUGCGUCUACUUGUAUCAACUAAAGUGGUGCAUAGAAAUCUUGUGAGUUAAUUAGAUAAGGAAAAAAUUUUGUGGGUGCAAUGACUAAAUUUUUUUGUAUUGCUUCAAAUUAAUAAAUUACAAUUAAUAGCUCACCAUAAUAAAAUAUCAUAUUCUGCUCUGAAUAUAAUUGUAUUGCCUAAAACACUCAUUAUGACUUUUUGACUAGAACUUCAGUCACAUAUUAGCAAUGUCAAUCUAUAAAUGGAAAUAAACAAGAUUCUUAAGGAAUGUGUGUUGCAUCUUCUUAACUGUCUUGCGUUGAUGAUUCUUAGUGUUUAUAUACAGAUCCAAAAACUUAAUAAAGUUUUUGUGCUUAAUUGACUCCUAAUUAGAAUUCUCUUAGCUUUGCUAAAGAAUCAAAAACUAUGAAAUGCUUACCUUAUCAACCUAUAAGUGGAUAAGCAUAAAACAUUUAUAGAUGCCCAGAUGGGUAUUGUAUUUAUGUUUAAUAACCCUAACAAAAAUAUUGUAUAGCAAUUGGUUCAUUUAUUAAUGGCACUUUUUAUAUAGGAGUAGAGUAAUAUUCUUAAUUAUGCCUUUAGUUGCUUUAACCUUCUUAUUUAGGAAUAUAAUAGUGUUUUAGUUCAAAUUAUUGCGUUUUGCAAUACUAAAAUUUCUAGGUCUGUCAUCCUCUCCAAUCAACGAGUUAAUUUUUCAAAAACACUCCAAAUGUAAAGGCAAAAAGGUCUGACUAGACUUGUUCUGAUCUAAAUCAAGCUAACUCUAUAAGCUGCUUAUAGGGUGAUUAUUGCUUACUUAAUGGAUAAUGUGUAUAGCUUAGUUGCAGCAACCCAAAUACUAUUGGGAGAAGUUAAGUUGACCAAACUUGUUUAACUAAAAGCUAAGGUAAUGCUUCUAAUUGUGCUGAUAACUUCUGCCUUUUGAAUAAUAAAUGUCUCCCUUUGUCAAUAAAUUACCCUGGAAAAGAAAAUUAUACAGAAAACUGUUUAUAACCAAAUGAUUCUGGCAUAUAUGGAGCAAGCGCAUGUUAUGAAUAAUUUUGCAUCUUGCAAGGAUUUUCAACAAGUUAGAACAAAUGUGUCAUUUUAGAUUACAAUUAAAAUGACUAAAUAGGAAAAUAUAAAGGUAGUGGUAUAUGUGUUUCUACAGAAGAUGCCUCUAAUCCUCAUAUGUCUCAAGAAAUUGAAAUGUGUUUUAAAGGUGUAUAUUGCAUAUCUACAAAUGCGAAAGGUGAUUAUUGUUAAAAAGUAGAAGGUCUUAUAAAGUGUUCAGAUUCCUAAGGAAGGUGUAUUUCUUCAUCUAGUAAUUAAAUGUGUAGUGUAUGCUCAUAUGAUAACUGCUUAUAAAAUGGUGUAUGUAUACCUCUCAGUAAUAUUUACUGCUAGGAUUAAAAUGGUAAAUGCUUAAGUAUUAACAACGUAGGGUGUUAUGUAUGUCCAAAAAAUUACUGCUUAAAUUAAUAAUUGUAAACUUGCUAAUUCUAUACUUAAGUAGAUACUUCACAAUAUUAAAAGGAUGAGUGCUUAUAUAUUUAUAGGCAAGACAUGUAGUGCCUUAAAUAAAACAUAAACACAGUUAAUCAAUAUAAAAAAAUUUUAUGCAAAGAUAAAAAUAGUCUUUGCUAAAACAUUACCCCAGAUACGCCAUGCUUGAUAUGCCCUUAGUAUUUUGAAAAUCCAGGAAAUGAUAAUUGCUACUAAUAAAUUUUAAAAAUUCCAAAUAGCUACUACAAUUUUACUAUUUCAUAUGUAAAAGAAGACUGCUAUCCUAAUUCUGAUUGUUCUUAAAAUAGUAAAAAGUGCUCAGAAGGGUGUAGAAAGUGUAUAUCUGGAGGUGUAUGCUAAGAAUGCAUAGAAGGAUAUUUUUUAUUUAAAGAUAAUUUAAGUUCAAAUUAAAUAUGUGUCAAAUGUGAUUCCUCUUCUUUUUCAUUUAACAUUGACCCUUCAUCUUAGCUUUACAAGUUUGCUCAAUUUUAUACCUAUAAAUGUGCAGAGUGUAGUUUUGAAUUGAAUGAUUGGAGCAAUUCUAGCCUUUUUAAAAAGAUAUGCACAAAAAUGAUAGUUAAUUUCUUAGGUUAUAACAAAUAUGAUCCUUUACUUUAUAAUACAAUUUACUAUUAAAUUUAAUAUGGUUAAACUUAAGGCAUAAGUGACUAAUAAUCUAAUAGAAUUCCUCUCUCUUAUUAUCAAGUGAUACUUUAAGAUAAUCCAUCAUAAUGUUAAAGUUAAUGUCUUAGAUGUAAAAUUGAUACAUAAGGAAUUGCAAGAUGUCUUAAAUGUUAAUAUCUUUAUUAUGUUACUAAUACCUAUACCUGUGCUAUGUGUCCUAGUUAAUGUUUAGAAUGUGGUAUGAGUAUCCUGAUAGGAGAUAAAUUCCUAAACUUUGAAGACAUAAGCUAUGAGUAAUACUUAAGCAAUUCUUUUAAUAUGCUAAGUGCAUAGUUUAGUUGCAGGUAUUGUCAACCUGGCUACAUGAUUAAAUACGAUUUUUCUUCAUGUUUGCCUUGUGGAAGUUCUUGUCAAGAGUGUGCAUAUACAUUUGCAGGUAAAUUAGUCAACACUAAGAUGUACUCUUUUGGCUAAUACACUGAAUAAAAUUUAAAUUAAAUUUGUCUAAGAUGUAAGUAAGGGUAUAUAACUUCAUAUAACAGAUUUGAUUGUGACAUGGUCGGGGUUUAAAGGAGUUGUUUAAAGUAUGAUUAUGAAACAAUUACAUCUAACUAUCAUUUCAGAACUUAUUAUGAAUACAUCCUCAAGCCUGGUGAAUAGAUUUAAGGUUUUUGUCAAUAAUGUUUACCAGGAACUUGUUUAAGCUUAGGAGGUGAAUGUCUUGAUUACAUUUUGCCAACUGAUUUGAAUACUUAUUCUUUAAUAUGCAAUACCUAUUAUCCUAAAAACACAAUAUCUUUCUAUGGAUCUGAUUUUGAGAUUAAUCAUUGCAUCUAUAGUUAUCCAAUAAUUAUACAUCAGACCUCCUAUAGUUGUAAUUAUAAUCUCUCCUGCUUAGAUUAAAUCCCAUUUUGCCUCAAUUGCUAUUAAAGUAAUGAUUAUUAAGAUGGAGUUCUAUUUUAAUGCAUAUAAUGUGAGUAAGGAUAUAUUCCCAGUAUAUCUGGAUGCAUACCUUGUCCUCAAGGUUGCCUUAACUGCUUUGAAUCUGGAUUUUAUCAAGGCUAAAAGGUUAAUUAUACUAACAUUCUUAUAUAUGAGAGAAAUAUGUUAUAAGGCUUGACUCUUUAAUAAAGAAUUUCUUACUAUGAAGUUUUUUAAAUUUAAAUGCUCUGCACUGUAUGUGAAAGUGGUAGAAUGAUUAGCAGUGAUAGAAAAUCUUGUGAUUUACCUUAAUGUGGAAAAUACUGCAAAACUUGUAUUUUCUACUUAGAUUAGCCAUAUUGUGUUCAAUGCAAUUCUGAACUAUUGUUUAGUGAAAUUACUUAAAUUUAAAUGUACAUAGCUUAAAUGUAUUUUUAUGAGUUGUUCCUAGAUAAUAUCUAAUAGAUGAUAAGUUUUGACUCUAACCAAUAGAAUUGUAAAUUAUGUCCAAUGCUAUGUGAAACAUGUGAAGACAAAAGCAUUUAUUUUUAAAAUGGAGCUUUGGAUUUGUAUAAUACUAAAUGUUAUUCUUGCAAAUAAAAAAUAACAACCAAGUUUAAUUACACUAGCUAAUUUGCAAUCAGAUAUGAUAAAGAAAGAAUGAAAUGUUAGAUGUGUAGCUAAACAGAUAAUGGUUGCUACUUUAAAAAAUAGUCUAGUGUUUAUGUCUUUUGUGGAAACUAUGAUUAACCGCUGGGUACAGGAACAUUAUAGGAUCCAUAUAAUUUAUUUAGAAUAUCAGAAGUUAAUAUAAAUCAAAUUAUAUUAAAUGAGCCUAAUUUAGAUAGGGCAUAUGUAUAUUUUAAUGAACUACAAUUGAGAGAAAUAGAGCUUGUUUUACAAUAUACAGAUCCUAGCAAUAAUUGUUAUGAAAAUAUAAAUUUAAAAAUAAUUUCUACUUUAAAAAAUUAAAUAAAUUCGAUUGAGUUAAUGACGCUUACAAUAAAAGCAAACUAAACAAAAGAAGAUUAGUCUAAAUUCACUAUAUACUAAUAUGGAGUAGCUGAAAUUUCAGGAUUUAGUAAGAUAUAAAUAGAAAAUAUUAACUUCUAACCUAAAUAAAUAGGCAAUACAUUUGGUUUCUAAUCCUAAAAUGCAAUAAUAAAUGAAAUUUCUAUUUAUAAUGUUACUUUUAAUUCUAAAUCUUUAUCUCCAAAUUUAUUAUAGUUAAAUUUUUUAAACUUCAAUGGAUCUUUGAAAAUGAAUGGUGUAUCAUUUAACAAUAUAACAAUAUAAAGUGAUCCAACUCUAAAAGGAGGAAUUAUAAAUAUUAAUACGCCAAGCAUAAAAAUAUUUAAUAAUACAUUUUAAGGUGGUUUUGCUUUGUAAGGAGGUGCUAUUUAUUUAUAAAGCUAAUAUCAAUUAAAAAUGCACAUUUAGUAAUCUAAUUUCAUUGAUAACUGGAGCUUUAGUACGAAAAAUUAGUAAGAGUGCUUUGGAGGAGCUAUUUAUAUCGAUAUUUUAUUUAGCUAAACGAUCGUAGAGUUGUUUAUCUUUAAUUCUACAUUCGAAAAUAAUUUAUCUCUAAAUUAAGGUGGAUCUAUUUAUAUUUCUAAUUCACUCUCUAAUAUAUUUUAAGAAAACACUGCAAUAAAUGGAGGAUCUCUAUAUUUACAAACGUUCAAUUAACCAAACUCAAAUAGAGUUUUGUAAGUAACUGAUUUCAAUGAAUAAUAAAUAUAAUAUAGUACAAAUAGUUAAACAAUAGUUAAUUGCUCCUUUAUUAAUAAUAUAGCCUUAUAAAGUGGAGGAUCGAUAUUUUUAGUAAACUCAUUAUAUUAUUUAUCAAGAUUACAGUUUAUUGGAAAUAAGGCAUAUAUGUAUGGAGGGGCUAUAGCUGCAGAUAAUACGCUCUAACAAACUGUUUAAAAUAUCUAAUUAACAUCAUCGAAUUUUGAAAAUAAUUAAGCCCUUAUUGGUAGUGUCUUCUUCUAAAUGUAGAAUCAGCCCAUAAAAAGAAACUUUUAAAAUACUUUAAAUAAUAAUUUAGCAAAACUCUAUGGUAACUAACUUUAACAAUCUGCUGUAGCAUUUGUUGGUAUUUUAGAUGGGAAUUAAUACAGUAAAAGUAUCAUUUUUUAAAAUUUUACUGGAGGAGUAUUGCAAGAUGAUCUAUAAAUAUAGCUUAUUAAUGAAGAAGGAUAGCCUAUAUCAUAAUUAAAAAAUGAUAUCAUAUUAAACUUGUAAAUUAGUUAAGGAGAUUUUGAAAUAUUUCCUACUCAAAUAAAGCAGAAUAAUGGUUUAUUUAAUCUAAAAAAUGUUUUAUAUAUCUAUGGAAGAAUGGGUUCAUAAUUAAAAGUCAAUAUUAGCUCAAAUUUUAAUUACAUCCCUAUUUAUGAUUUAUAAGGAAAUCUUAUCUAAAUAUCUUAAAAUAUAUAUUUUGAAUUAGAAUUCUAAUUUAGGUAGCUAUGCCCUACUGGGACUUCUCUUGUAAAAGAUAAUAAAAAAAGAGAUAUGUGUUACUAAUGCCCUACAAGCACAUUUAAUCUUGCUGAUGGAUAAAAGUGUAUAAAAUGUCCUUUUGUUUGUAAAAAUUCUUAAAUGUUUUUACCAAGUGGAUAUUGGAGAUAUUCUUUAAUGAGCAUAGAAUAUUAAGAUUGUUACUUUGCUUAAAAUUGUAUUGGAGAUAUAGGGAGAGUUUUAAAAUAAGUUUAAUAGUAAUCUACUAAUAGAUAUUGUAGUGAAGCUGUAAUGGAUUCAAAAAUUAUCCAAGCCUGGUCAUCUUCUUUAUUAAUUUAUUAUUUUAUGGGUUUUUGA
Messenger RNA from Tetrahymena thermophila SB210, 6705 nucleotides. RefSeq lists its product as hypothetical. The transcript is spliced from 26 exons. Lineage: Eukaryota; Ciliophora; Oligohymenophorea; Hymenostomatida; Tetrahymenidae. The record is from RefSeq and is a predicted model, not a curated record.